Molecule: messenger RNA, 3697 nt
Organism: Pantherophis guttatus
Lineage: Eukaryota; Metazoa; Chordata; Lepidosauria; Squamata; Colubridae
Source: RefSeq, a predicted model, not a curated record
GUCCAUUGAGUACAUUGUGAACCUUCUUCACAAUUGGUAGCAGAGGAUGGUUCUGAUGGACCCGAUUCACACCACAAUGCACUAAUUAAGCCAACGCAGGACAGGAGAAAGUUGUAACCCAGGCUUUUACCAGUGUUGGAAGGAAAAAGAAGCCUUUCCCUUUAAGGAUUGUUGGAAGGCAGAGCUUUUCCCUUCUUGAAUUCAAAACUCCCGCUGGGAGGAGGUCAGCUGCUUGAGAGCAGAAUUAGUUUAUUGUUUAUAGGAAGGCAGGCAAGAAACAAAUACAAGCACAGCGUUCCGAGGCUAGCCUGUUUGAACUGAGCAAACAAGUUCCAACGUGAAUCGAUGGAAGCACAAGCCAGGAUGGAGGACUUCAAGCAAGGAGAGCGAAGAGGCUGUGAGUUUUGAAACAGAUACCCCAGCUCUCGAGAUGCACGCUGCUGAAGGUGAUUUCCCCCCGCUUGGAGGAACAGAAGGUGGACGAGUGUCUCCCGUGGCAUUGAAUGCGAGACCAAUGGGAGAAGAUGAGGUGAGGUCAAUCAUACUUCGAACCCUCGGUCUCCCAACAUCGUGUGAAAAUCCGGUGGUUGAUCUCAGUAUUUUGAUGCAAGCAGCAACUACGCUGGUGACGGCAAGGGACAGGAUUGAAACCCAGGAUAACGCCAGACCGGUAAGGGAUAUUCAAUCUUCCCCCGUAACCCCCCUUGCUGGUUGCAGACCCAAAGUAACAAACAAUAGGCUGCCUUCUUUCAAUUUCCCGCCAAAUGUUGUGGCACCAUCUACUGUCCAAACUGUUUUAAAUCAGCCAGCCGGAAGUUUUAUCCCUCCAACGACGGCAACACCAUCCUUAGUUCCAGCUGCGUCAGGAAUGUCACCAAUGCUGCCUGGGCUGUUUUCUACCCCAGCGACCAAUACGGUUCCGGCGGUCACAGUUUUGAAUACGAGAAGUCCACCUCCCGAAUCUGAGGUCGCGAGUGCAAUUGAAACGUUAACGGCGGUUUUUGGAACUGAUUUUCAGUUAUUCCUUGCUCAACGUGCAGCAGCGGCCAGUGUUAAUACGUCCUCGAUGUCCGCGACCCGCUCCUUACCUGUUGUAAAUGGGGCGGGUUCUCCCACGGCGCCUCCAUUUUCUGGGGCUAUCUCUGGGACUGCACCAACUGAGGUUGAGGCUCCAGGAGCACACCCAAGGUUUUCUGCGGAGGAGCAGCAGAGGAGACUUUUGCAUUCUGGAUUCCAGGCACGAGUGAACUCCGGGCCUAUGCAGCUGGGAAUCCCGACCUCACUCACUAGAGAGGAACAAUCAUCAAGUGAUCAAUCGGCAGAUUUUAAGCCAACCGCUGCAAUCCCUAUGCCUUAUUGUCAGUUUAAAAGUUUGCAGCAUCUUGGACAAUUUUCUACCUCCGCGCCCGCAAAUGCAAACGUUUUACCAUCUGGUUUUAAAACCUUGAAUAUCAGUGGGAAAAACUUAAACAAAUGGGUCAAAAACGUUCAACUGAUUUUAAUGAGGGAAGGCGUGUUAUCACUGUUACUCGAUCCCCCGCCAAAACCCUGGACUCUGGAAAUUGACUUGUUGCAUCACAAGGCGUUUUGUAUUUUGCUAUCGUCAAUUGAUCCUGCCUUGUAUCCCAGUAUUCCGCAUGGUUUAACCAUAGGUGAGGUUUGGCAGAAACUGAUUCAAUGGUUUUGCAAGAAUUCUAACGCAAGGCGUAGAAUCUCCAGGGAAUUUUAUUCUGCAAAACUGAAGGAAGGGGUGGAUAUGAGUGAGCAUCUUUGCGAGCUUAAUGAGAUAAGGGAAGAGUUAAUUCUAAGGGGGGAACAUGUGUCUGAGCGAAGUUUGAUCAGCAUCAUAAUUAAUUCUCUAGGCCCUAGCUGGGAUAACUUUAUUUCCCAAUUGGAUAGCAUCAGUUAUGAGACCCUGUCCCUGGAAGUUCUAUCUGAUAAAUUAAUUGCAGAAGACAAAUUAAGAAAGGAGAGGGCAGCUUCAGUCAUACCCCAAAGGUAUGAAGAUGUAUUCACCCUAUCUGAUCGAGAACAACAAAAUUGGCGUGCUGCGAUGGAUACCGAAUUGCAGAGUUUGAAAAAGUUAGAAGUAUUCACACCAACGGAAUUACCAAGGAACCAGAAGGUAAUUGGCACGAGAUGGAUUUUUAAGAAGAAACCUAUUGGCAAUGGACAGUUCAUUUACAAGGCGAGAUUAGUCACACAGGGUUUCUCACAAAGAUUCCCUGACAACUAUGUUGAUACCUUCUCGCCUACCGUGUGGCCUGAAAGUGUGAAGACCGCACUCACCAUAGCUGCCAUACAAGGGGAGAAUGUAUAUCAAUUUGACAUACAAACUGCUUAUUUACACGCCAAGUUGGAUCAGAAGAUGUAUGUCAGGGCUCCUCAAGGUGUAGAUCACCAGGAAAGUGGCAUUUGGCUUUUAAAUAAAAGCCUCUAUGGUUUUAAACAAUCUGGCAGGAGGUGGUACGAAGGUCUUACCAGUAGUUUAAACCAAAUGGGUUUUAAAAUCUCAUCAGCUGAUGAAUGCGUGUUCAUUAAAAACCACCAAGGUAUUAAGGAGACAGUUUUGGUUUACGUGGAUGAUAUUUUGUACGUCUGCAAGUGUGAGGAUAGAUGUAAAAUGUUUUCUAAGGAGUUAAGUAAGAAUUUUGCCCUAAAGCCCCUGGGCCGAAUUGCUAACUUUUUAGGGGUCCAAUUCGUAAAAACGGAGAAGGGGUACAAACUCUCUCAGCAGGAUAAGAUCACGGAAUUGAUAGAGAGAUGUAACAUGACAGAGGCCAGACCUUGUGACACGCCUAUGCAGACAGAUUUCCUCGAGAAUAUGUACGUUGAAAGUGAAGCUUUUGAACAAAAGACGCUUUAUAAAUCAGUGAUAGGAUCAUUGCUGUAUAUCGCAGGCUGGACAAGGCCAGAUAUUAGUCUGACCGUAAACGUUUUGUCCAGACAUUCUGAGAAUCCCACUCAGUAUCACUGGAGCGGAAUAAAAAGGGUUUUAAGGUAUUUAAAGAAAACUGUGAACUAUUCACUUUUAUUGGAGCCAGACGUAUCAGACAAACCAAGUUUAUGCUGCUAUUCGGAUGCCGAUUGGGCAGGGGACUUUAAGUCCAGAAAGAGUAUUUUGGGUUACGUUAUACUUUUGAACGGGAGCCCCAUCUAUUGGUACUCAGAUAAAGAGAAGUUAAUUGUUACUUCCACUGCCGAGGCAGAAUAUGUGUGUUUAUCCAAAGCAUCUAAUAAUCUGGUAUGGUUUGACGAUCUCCUAAUAAAUUUGUGGGAGAAACCAGUAUAUCCCAUUGACAUUUAUGAGGACAACAUGGCUGCUAUCAAUAUAUCGCGGGCUGAUGCAGUGGGCCAGAGGUCUCGCCACAUCGACAUCUACUAUAAACAUGUCAGGCAGUUAACAAGAACGGGUUUCAUUCGGAUAGUUUCCUGCGAGACGAAGGAGCAGAUGGCAGACUUACUCACGAAGCCAUUACCUAGGGAUCAACACCAAUAUCUUUUAGAUAAGAUAUCCAUGACGAUGUAAGAGAAAAUUAUUUACCACUGUGAUGUCUGUGUUCAGGAAUUUGUAUGUCUAUGCAUUUGUAAUCAAUGGCUGCAGAGGAGGGGAUUGUGAGAAGAAAAUCCUCUCAGAAAUCCAUUCUUGCAGGCUUUGUUUUUAUGUGUUCUUUUAUUAAACCAAAUAGUUUCUUAA